GGAUAUCAUGGACCUCUUCAAGGCUUAUAUGAUGGCUGGCACGACCAUGGUGCGGCACAAAAACGUUUGGGGCAGCAUAACGGACCUCUUUGACCGCGACUUUUUCGGCACGUUGCCGGAUACCAAAGAGGCUGAUGUUGCCUUUAUAUUGGAUGACUUUCCAAACCUUACAAGCGCAGAGUUCCUUGAGAUAAUUCUUGUCUCCCACGACAUGGACUGCUACAUCCAGGGCCUCAAGGCAGAGGAUGGCGAGGAGCUGCAGUUGACCAAAACAAAUUCUGCCUUUUGCCAUGACCAUGCUAGCGGUCCUACCUCUGACUCUGAGGCCUGCGACGGAUGGCAGCCAACAUCAAGCUUUGCUCUUCCCGUGUCGGCCUUCAAAGACAAGAUGUGGAAGGCCAUCGCGUACAGCGAUUGGAACUCUGAUUAUGCAGUGCGAAGAUUGAUCUUCAAGGGGCAUCCAGUUUGCACCUCCUUGAGCACCUUUGAGGAAGAGAUCCCCUUGGGCAACAUUUUCAUCUCCAUCGAGCUUUCCCUGAAGCCACAGAUCAAACCCAUUGCAUGGAUGCCUGGGCAAAAGGUGCAAGCCGAUACCUACCCUUGUAAGA
Messenger RNA from Cladocopium goreaui, 608 nucleotides. The record is from the annotation of a GenBank genome assembly. Lineage: Eukaryota; Dinophyceae; Suessiales; Symbiodiniaceae.